Hipposideros armiger (great roundleaf bat) is the source of this 2741-nucleotide messenger RNA. RefSeq names its product SEC14 like lipid binding 2 (gene SEC14L2). The transcript has 12 exons. Gene Ontology annotation, cellular component: cytoplasm; cytosol. The record is from RefSeq and is a predicted model, not a curated record. Lineage: Eukaryota; Metazoa; Chordata; Mammalia; Chiroptera; Hipposideridae. The coding region runs from base 136 to 1347 and encodes 403 amino acids.
CUUUAAAGGGCGGGGCUUGGCGGUCAGCCCAGUGGCCGGGGCAAAGGCAGAGACUUUACUUCAGCGGCAGAGAGCGAGUCCAAGCUCCAUCAGCUGCCGCAACCACCGCGCCCCAAACACCGAGCCUGAGCCACAAUGAGCGGAAGAGUCGGCGACCUGAGCCCCAAGCAGAAGGAGGCGCUGGCCAAGUUUCGGGAGAAGGUCGAGGAUGUGCUGCCCACCCUGCCGAAUCCAGAUGACCAUUAUCUCCUGCGCUGGCUCCGAGCAAGAAGCUUCGACUUGCAGAAGUCCGAGGCCAUGCUCCGGAAGCAUGUGGAGUUCCGAAAGCAAAAGGACAUUGAAAAUGUCAUGAGCUGGCAGCCUCCAGAGGUGGUCCAACUGUAUCUAUCAGGGGGCAUGUGUGGCUACGACAGGGAUGGCUCUCCCAUCUGGUAUGAUAUUGUUGGACCUCUGGAUGCCAGAGGUCUGAUCCUCUCAGCCACCAAACAGGACUUGCUGAAGACCAAGAUGCGGGACUGUGAGCUGCUUGUGCAGGAGUGUAACCGCCAGUCCGAAAAGUUGGGGAAGAAGGUGGACAGUGUCACCCUGAUUUAUGACUGUGAGGGGCUUGGCCUUAAGCAUCUCUGGAAGCCUGCUGUGGAGACCUAUAUAGAGUUUCUCUGCAUGGUUGAGGAUAAUUAUCCUGAAACACUGAAGCGUCUUUUUGUUAUUAAAGCCCCCAAGGUGUUUCCUGUGGCCUAUAACCUGGUCAAACCCUUCCUGAGUGAGGAGACCCGUAAGAAGAUCAUGGUCCUGGGGGCAAACUGGAAGGAGGUUUUACUGAAAUAUAUCAGUCCUGACCAGGUGCCUGUGGAGUAUGGGGGUACCAUGACUGACCCUGAUGGAAACCCCAAGUGCAAAUCCAAGAUUAACUAUGGGGGUGAAAUCCCCAAGAAGUAUUACGUGCGAGACCAACUGAAACAGCAGUAUGAGCACAGCGUGCAGAUUUCCCGUGGCUCCUCCCACCAAGUGGAGUAUGAGAUCCUCUUCCCUGGAUGUGUUCUCAGGUGGCAGUUCAUGUCAGAUGGCGCAGACAUUGGUUUUGGGAUUUUCCUGAAGACCAAGAUGGGGGAGCGGCAGAAGGCAGGGGAGAUGACAGAGGUGCUGCCAAACCAGAGGUACAACGCUCACUUGGUGCCUGAGGACGGGUCCCUCACCUGCACUGAACCUGGCAUCUAUGUCCUGCGGUUUGACAACACCUACAGCUUCAUUCAUGCCAAGAAAGUCAGUUUCACUGUGGAGGUCCUGCUUCCUGACAAAGCUUCAGAAGAGAAGAUAAUACAGCUGGGGUCAGCCACCCCAAACUAACACCUCCUCCCACAGCAGGCCUGGCUCCCUGUGUCUCCGUCAGUUUCUAUCCCUUGUAGCAGUCAUUUUCCAGCACCCUGACACCCAAAGAAACUGAGAAUUAGGAAGAGGGAGGGUAGCAGGAGUGGGUCUCCUUGCCUUUUAAGUUACUAAGGAGUCCCCAGGGCUGGGCACCGUAACAGGAUCUAUUUGUCCUGUAAGCUGUGCCAUUAUCUACUUGUGACAGCUGAGAUAGGAAAGGGUUACCUAGGGUAGCAGCAGGGAAGAAAUUAAGAAAAAGGGGAGAGAUUGAGACUUAAUACUUAGGGAAGCCAGCAGCAGGGGAGGAACUUGCAGCCAAAUGAACGUGUAAGCCUAGAUCAUAAUAAGGAGUAGCGAGGUAGCCAGUUGCUAGAGUUAUGGUGGGGGUCAGAGGCUCUUCUAAACUUUCUAUCACUGAGGAUGGGAUCUUUUGGCUUUCCUUGGGUCUUAGGAGGUGGCCAAGAGUCAACAUAGAUCUUCCCACUCAACGGUAGACAGGCAGGCCUUUCCAUCACCUUGAGAGAUUCAGCAACUCCUAGGCCCACUGGCUGCCUCUUUAAUUACUGAUGAUUGUCAUUGAUUCAGAGCUUCCUGGGACAGUGAGCUUUGGUACCCAGCCACUGUCCUCCAAUGCAAACAAAGCACAGGAAAAUUACCUCCAUGGAUCCCCAGCUCUGGGAAGGGCAGCUGGGGGUGGGGGUGAGUCCUGACGCUUCCACUGCCCUUUACACUGUCCUAGCCUCCGGUCAACUAACUCUCCAUUUGAGCACCCUACACAAAAAUGACAAGUGGGAUCCAGACAGAACUCAGUGAGAGCAUUUGCGAGUCUGAGUCUCCCACGGUGCCUGCCAACUCGCUUCCUGAUUGACCUGAACAAGUCCUUGGCAGUUCCAUCUCUGUGGGAAGCAUACGGUGGGUGGCAUGGGUUCCUAGUGGUUGGUGGAAGCUGCCCAGGCAGGGGGCCAAAGGCCAGGCCAGCAUCUGGCAGAGCCAAGGGCUGGAGGCAGCCACAAAUAGCAUCGGCCCCUCCAUCCACGGUGAUAAGCAGGAUAGCCAUAGAUUGUCAUGGGGGCUCUCACAGGCCAGGAGCUGGAGAGCAUGGACCCUGCGGGCAACCACAGCCCUUGUUCCAACCCCACGUCCUGCAAACGCACACCACAUCGUGGGCUGCACAGACCAUGGGAAGGCGGCCCAGCCUGGAGCUGGUCUGGCGAAGCUGAAAGAACUGGAGGAGAGACAGGGCUGGCGCCGACCUGAGGGGGCCCUAAGGCCUCAAGGGCCCCGGCCAGAACCCUCAGGAGGACAUCCCGACUUUGGUUUACAACGCUCUGUUAGAAAAAUUAACCAAUGAAUAAAGCAACGUUCGGUGCACA